Messenger RNA from Bacidia gigantensis, 588 nucleotides. RefSeq lists its product as uncharacterized. The transcript has a single exon. NCBI's taxonomy places the organism in Eukaryota, Fungi, Ascomycota, Lecanoromycetes, Lecanorales, Ramalinaceae. The record is from RefSeq and is a predicted model, not a curated record. The coding region runs from base 1 to 588 and encodes 195 amino acids.
AUGAAAACUCCGGCGAAGAGUCAUCUACUCAACACGGAGGUCGCAAUCGGAAACGAAGCUCGGCAACAAGGCAUUUACGAUGUGGAGACUUUCCGAGAUACGCUACCCAAAGGACAUUUUGGACCUUUCGUUGCAGUAGUUCUAUUGGCUUUGGUGUUCUCAUUUCUCAUCGCCCUCCUCAGGGUUGCAGUGCCCAUAAAACAUCCUGGCUCACUUUCGAAUACUGAGCGAGCUCUGUACGUCACGGGGACAACCAUUCUGGCCAGCUGCAUAGCUACGUACGUCGGCCGCGAAAUAAAGCUUCUAUGGACACGUAUAAUACUCCGCCGGUCCUCUGAUGGGAUUGGCUAUCCCUCCCGCGAAGAUAUCGCUGAAAUGAGGACACUCCUUGGCCUAGGCACAUUGCCUGAACAAUUUCGUUUCUGGUCUACUACUGGCGCGCUACUUAUGAUCGGUCUUCUCACAACAGCAAUGGUCGCCGGUGUUACUCCCUAUGUAGACCAAGUAAACCAAAGGGCAUGGAGUGUUCUGUUUACAAACGGGGUUGAGCCUUGUUUCUAUGCAAGCGACAAUGCUUCAAACGAUUGA